AUGCAGCCUGAGAUGGAACAAAAGAAAAAAAGCUUGAAGCAGAGAUUGGUCUUGAAGAACACUUUAGCCAGGGAAACACUCUCCGAGUUCUUGGGUACAUUUAUAAUGAUUGUCCUUGGAUGUGGUUCUGUUGCCCAAGCUGUUCUCAGUCGAGGACACUUCGGAGGAAUCAUCACUAUCAAUACUGGAUUUUCAAUGGCAGUUGGAAUGGCCAUUUAUGUGAGUGCAGGUGUCUCUGGUGGUCACAUCAACCCAGCUGUUUCUUUUGCAAUGUGUCUUUUUGGACGGAUGAAGUGGUUCAAAUUCCCCUUUUAUGUCGGGGCCCAGUUCUUGGGAGCCUUUGCAGGGGCUGCAACCCUCUUUGGCAUUUACUAUGAUGCAUUUAUGUCUUUUGCUGGUGGAAAACUGCUCAUCGUGGGAGAAAACGCAACAGCACACAUUUUCGCGACAUACCCAGCUCCGUAUCUGUCUCUGGUGAAUGCAUUUGCAGAACAAGUAGCUGCCACCAUGUUCCUCCUCAUUGUCAUCUUUGCCUUUUUUGACUCGAGAAACUUGGGAGUCCCCAGAGGCCUAGAGCCUGUUGUCAUUGGCUUCCUGAUUGUCACCAUCGCCUCCUCUCUGGGAAUGAACAGUGGCUGUGCCAUGAACCCGGCUCGAGACCUGAGUCCCAGACUUUUCACUGCUUUGGCAGGCUGGGGGUUUGAGGUGUUCACAGCUGGGAAUAACUUCUGGUGGAUCCCUGUAGUGGGCCCUUUGGUUGGUGCUGCUGCUGGAGGCCUCGUCUAUUUUCUUCUCAUUGAAAUCCACCACCCAGAUUUGAACCCAGACUUGGAGGCAGAGCAGCCAGAGGAAAAACCAGAGAAAUACGAACUGAAUUCAAUCAUGUAA
Molecule: messenger RNA, 888 nt
Organism: Budorcas taxicolor (takin)
Lineage: Eukaryota; Metazoa; Chordata; Mammalia; Artiodactyla; Bovidae
Gene: AQP9
Product: aquaporin 9
Exons: 6
Coding region: 1-888 (295 amino acids)
Biological process (GO): water transport; glycerol transmembrane transport
Cellular component (GO): basolateral plasma membrane; plasma membrane
Molecular function (GO): urea transmembrane transporter activity; glycerol channel activity; water channel activity
Source: RefSeq, a predicted model, not a curated record